Messenger RNA from Apiotrichum porosum, 1194 nucleotides. RefSeq names its product peptidylprolyl isomerase fpr4 (gene FPR4). The record is from RefSeq and is a predicted model, not a curated record. NCBI's taxonomy places the organism in Eukaryota, Fungi, Basidiomycota, Tremellomycetes, Trichosporonales, Trichosporonaceae. Gene Ontology annotation, molecular function: macrolide binding; peptidyl-prolyl cis-trans isomerase activity. Bases 1 to 1194 code for a protein of 397 amino acids. The transcript has 4 exons. Gene Ontology annotation, cellular component: nucleolus; chromatin.
AUGACUGUCCGCAUGAACCUCUGGUCGCUCACCCUCGUCCCCGGCGAGCCGGUCCCCCUUUACGUCCGCCGCGACUUCCAGAUCACCAACGCCGCCCUCACCGAGGAGCUCCGCUCCAACGACGGCCGCUCGGUUGUCAAGGUCACCCACCACCCCAUCCCCGCCUCUGCCUUUGAGUCGGACUCUGAGUUUGACUCGGACGAGGAGAUGGACGACGAGGAGAUGGACGCCAUGAUCGCCGAGAACGAGUCGGACGACGACGCCGAGGAGGCCGCUGAGGCCGAGGACAAGGAGGGUGACGACGAGGAGGAGUCGGACGACGAGGAGGAGGACGACUUCUCGGACGACGAGGACAUUGAGGAGACCUCGGUCCUCUGCUCGCUCACCGCCGGCAAGUCGGAGCAGGCUGUCCUCAACCUCACUUUUGUCGAGGGCGAGGUUGUCAUCUUUGAGGUUUCCGGCCCCAACGCCGUCCACCUCAUGGGCAACUACGUCAACCAGUGGCCCGAGGAGGAGUCGGACUGCGACUCGGACUGCGAGUCGCACGACGACUACUCGGACAUGGGUCUCGACGAGGACGAGUUCUCGGUCGAGGAGUUCUCUGAGGACGAGGAGAUUGCCCCCAAGGGCAAGAUUGUCGCCAUCGAGGAGAAGAAGGUCGAGAAGAAGGCCGCCAAGAAGGAGGAGAAGAAGGCCGAGCCCGUCAAGGCCACCAAGCGCAAGGCUGAGGAGGAGCCCGAGGCUUCGCCCGCCAAGGCCCUCUCGAAGGCCGAGAAGAAGAAGCUCGCCAAGAAGGCCAAGACCGAGGAGGCCCCCGCCGCCGCUGCCGCCCCCGCCGCCCCCAAGGAGAAGGAGACCAAGAAGAAGACUCUCCCCUCGGGUCUUGUUAUUGAGGACGUCAAGGUCGGCGACGGCCCCGCCGCCAAGCCCGGCAAGCGCCUCGGCAUGCGUUACAUCGGCAAGCUCACCAACGGCAAGCAGUUUGACGCCAACACCGGCGGCAAGCCCUUCUCGUUUGUCCUCGGCCGCGGUGAGGUCAUUGCCGGCUGGGACCAGGGUCUCGCCGGCAUGGCCGUUGGUGGCGAGCGUCGUCUCACCAUCCCCGCCAAGCUCGCCUACGGCAACCAGAAGAUUCCCGGAAUCCCCGCCAACUCGACCCUCAAGUUUGACGUCAAGCUUGUCUCCAUCAACUAA